Ciona intestinalis (vase tunicate) is the source of this 1145-nucleotide messenger RNA. The record is from RefSeq and is a predicted model, not a curated record. NCBI's taxonomy places the organism in Eukaryota, Metazoa, Chordata, Ascidiacea, Phlebobranchia, Cionidae.
AUUUUCCACACAAGUGACUAUUAACACCCAAAGAGCAGAGUAAAAUAAUGAAAGUUUAUGCUGUACUCAUUCUGUUUCUCUUCACACUUGGAAACUAGGAAAGAACAAUGUGUAUUUUCCACACGGGUGACUAUUAACACCCAAAGAGCAGAGUAAAAUAAUGAAGGUUUAUGCUGUACUCAUUCUGUUUCUCUUCACACUUGGAAACUGUAAAAGAUGUGACAACAAGAAAUGGAUUACUCGUUGUAAAAUCUCUGAGGGGCCCAUGGCCAUGAUGAGAACUGGAGAGUGCGGCUACUGCAACAACACACAAAGGUUCUGCGAGGGAGAAUGUUUGGGUUUGAACUUCUUCACCUGUUGGGAUCGACACGUGUUCGAAAACCCUGAACCGUGUGAUGAAGCUUCUUGUGAAGUAGUUGAUGGUAAACAAACUGGAGUCUGCACCACGGGGGAUAUUGUUCCAAAAUUAAAAGACGUAACACCAGAAGAGAAUGAAAAGAAUGGUAAGGAACAGGGUGAAGAAGAAACAUCAGAUGAUGGCAAAGAAAAGAUACCCGAUAAUGACACAGAGAAAACAAAAGAAAAUAAUGAAAAUAAAACACCAGAAAAUGAUGAUAAAAUCGUAAGAAACGACCCAAAUAAAGUAGUUGUAAAAGAAGACCAACAAGAAGACCCCUCCAAUGUGAAAACGCCAAAUGAUGGAUCAAAUAAUAAAGAUAAACCAAAGGAAGCUCCUAAUGGUGUAACACCUGAAACUGUAACACCAACCAAUAACCAAUCUGAGGUUGAUAAUUUCACAGAACCAGAUGACAACUUCAUAGAACCUGAUGAUGAUAAAGGAAAGAAUAAAUGUUAUGAUGAAGGAGGAACAUGCGAUGGCAAAGUUGAUAAAGAUUCCGAUUCCACAACAACAUAUGUUCUUAUAGUGUUGGUUGCCGGGGGAUUCCUGGCACUUAUAAUUGUUUUUGGUUGUAAAGCUUUAGCUGAGUAUCAGGUUAUACAAAAUAAUAGGGGUGAUGGUGGUGGACAAGAUGGAAACACAGAUGUGGAAGAGACAACUCGAGGACAGUUGGAAGCUCAAAGCCUUAUCCGUAAAAGCAAUGACAGACAAGGACAAUAACUUUUAUUUUACGUUUGAGAAGUUG